Knipowitschia caucasica is the source of this 399-nucleotide messenger RNA. The record is from the annotation of a GenBank genome assembly. Lineage: Eukaryota; Metazoa; Chordata; Actinopteri; Gobiiformes; Gobiidae.
AUGUUUCGCUUCGGUCUGCACUGUGGAGGAGGAGGAGAGUCAUGGAAGAAGGGGGGGGGGGGGGGGGGGGGGGGGGUUAUGGAGGGGGGAGACCAACACCUGCCUUGUAACUGGCCCUGGACACUCCUUGGCUCGGUGCCACUGCAGUUCCACAACCCAAACCCAAACCCAGACCCAGUCCUCUCAGUCCUGUCAGUCCUCCAGAGGCAGCUCAGAGUCUGUGGAGCUCCUUCCUUCAGCAGUGAUGGUCCGAGUUCUCCUGGAGCUUGUGGAGAACAAAAGCCCGUCAUGAGUCAGUCCAGGACCUUCAGGGUCUUUCCACCUUCGGGGCCUCUCCAGCCUCUCCAAGGGCCCUUCGCUGUGUCGGUCACUCAAACUCAGCUGAUGGAGCCAAGCUAG